Messenger RNA from Naegleria gruberi, 657 nucleotides. RefSeq lists its product as uncharacterized. The transcript is spliced from 2 exons. Lineage: Eukaryota; Heterolobosea; Eutetramitea; Acrasida; Naegleriidae. The annotation marks the transcript as partial. The record is from RefSeq and is a predicted model, not a curated record. Gene Ontology annotation, cellular component: membrane. Gene Ontology annotation, biological process: vesicle-mediated transport.
AUUAUUUAUUCUUUGGUUGCAAGAGGUGCCACGAUAUUGUGUGAAUAUACUGAAAGUAAAGGAAAUUUCCAACAAAUUUCUAAACAAAUUUUGGAAAAGAUCCCAAGUAACAAAUCUACAAAAGUCUCCUAUGUGUAUGAUCAAUAUAUGUUCCAUAUUAUGGUUGUUGGAGAAUAUGGGUUGAUCUUCUUCUGUAUGAGUGGAAAGGAUUUUGGUUCAAGAAUACCAUUCAAUUUCCUUGAUGAUGUAAAGGAACGAUUUUUGAGCAGUUAUCCUGGAGAACAAUCUAAAAGAAUUCAACCAAAUGGACUUAACAGAGAGUUUGGACAAAUUCUUAAACAACAAACUAAAUUCUUUAACAAUCCAAGACAAAACGAUCGUAUUCAAAAAGUUAAAGGACAAAUUAAUGAAGUUAAGGAUAUUAUGAUUGACAAUAUCGACAAGGUUUUAGCAAGAGGAGAAAAGAUUGACAUUCUUGUCAACAGAACUGGUGACUUAGUUGAAUCUGCUGAACUUUACAAGACAAAGAGUAAGAAAUUGAAAAACAACAUGUUAAAGAGAAAUAUCAUCAUUGUGUCAGUGAUUGCUAUUAUUAUUUUGAUUGUAAUUUUCUUGAUUAUUUGGUUUUCAUGUGGUUUCCCAUCAUUCUAUAGGUGU